Penicillium verhagenii is the source of this 2646-nucleotide messenger RNA. RefSeq names its product putative transcriptional corepressor Cyc8 (gene cyc8). The transcript has 5 exons. NCBI's taxonomy places the organism in Eukaryota, Fungi, Ascomycota, Eurotiomycetes, Eurotiales, Aspergillaceae. Gene Ontology annotation, biological process: regulation of gene expression. The record is from RefSeq and is a predicted model, not a curated record. Bases 1 to 2646 code for a protein of 881 amino acids. Gene Ontology annotation, molecular function: protein binding; RNA polymerase II cis-regulatory region sequence-specific DNA binding; chromatin DNA binding.
AUGUCUCAUACUCAACCUUCCCCAACCGCUAGUGUUGCUCAACACCAUGCGCACAUGGCCAGCCAUGGGGCCAUUCAGCAGGGCAAUGGUAUCAUGCCGCCCAUGCCGGCGCAAAACCAGAAGGCCGUUUCCCUCACCACCGCUCAGAAGAUCACCUCACUCAAUGAACAAGUCUGGCUUCACAUUGGCAGCUUAACUGAGUUGAUGGGAGACUUGGAUGGUUCAAUGAACGCGUAUGAACAAGCUCUGAGGCACAACCAGUGGUCUGUGCCGGCCAUGAAUGCCAUCUCCUGCAUUCUUCGUACCAAGGAGCAGUUCCCUAAGGCGAUCGAGUUCCUCCAAAACAUCCUGAAGCUCGACGCAUCUAGCGGUGAGACGUGGGGCAGUUUGGGACACUGCCACUUGAUGAUGGACAACCUGCAAGAGGCCUAUACGUCUUACCAGCAGGCUUUGUAUCACCUGCGCGAUCCUAAGGAACCCAAACUGUGGUACGGAAUCGGCAUACUAUAUGACCGCUAUGGGUCCCUCGACCACGCUGAGGAGGCCUUCUCUCAGGUCAUGCGCAUGGCACCCGAAUUCGAAAAGGCUAAUGAGAUCUACUUCCGCCUUGGGAUAAUAUACAAGCAACAGCAGAAGUUCAGCCAGAGUCUCGAGUGCUUCAAAUAUAUCGUGAACGACCCUCCUCGACCCCUGACUGAGGAGGAUAUUUGGUUCCAGAUUGGCCACGUUCACGAACAACAAAAGGACUUUGAUGCCGCUCAAACCGCAUACCGACGUGUUCUUGAUCGGGACCCCAACCACGCCAAGGUCCUUCAACAGCUGGGAUGGCUAUACCAUCAACAAAGUACAAGCUACCAGAGCCAGGAUAAAGCGAUUGAGUUCCUGGAGAAGUCGGUCAGCGCAGAUAACAACGACGCUCAGAGUUGGUACCUCCUGGGUCGCUGCUACAUGUCGCAAGCCAAAUACCCCAAGGCCUACGAAGCCUACCAGCAAGCUGUAUACCGUGAUGGACGCAAUCCUACCUUCUGGUGCUCGAUCGGUGUUCUGUACUACCAGAUCAACCAGUACCGGGACGCGCUCGAUGCCUAUUCUCGUGCUAUUCGCCUGAACCCAUACAUUUCAGAGGUCUGGUACGAUCUCGGCACUCUGUACGAAUCGUGCAACAACCAGAUUGCCGACGCGCUCGACGCGUACGGUCGCGCCGCCGAUCUUGAUCCUAGCAACGUCCACAUCAAGGCUCGUCUGCAGCUGCUCCAGAGCCAACAAAUGUCUGGCUCUGGCCAGCAAGGCAACGCCCCUGCACCGCAGCCACAGGAUGUCCACCCCCAGGCUUACCAAGCGCCCGGAGUUGGUGCGCCCCCAGCUCCCCAGUGGGGUGCCCCAGCCCCGAUCGGCCCACCUCCUCAGGCACCGGCUCCCCCUCGCCAGAUUGAGAGCUGGAACAGAGGCAUCAAUGACCUACAGUCGCAGGGUCCCGGUCCUGUCAGCAGCCUUGAGUCGCGUGAUGCGCCUCGUAUCCCAGGACCCGCUCAAGCCAGCCCUCGCCAGGAGCCUGGUCGUGCUUUCCCUGAGCCUCGUGGUCUGGCUCGCUCGCCCAAGAUGGGUGCUCCCGGUGCUUACCCACCCCCGCACCACACCUUGCCUCAGUUGGUAAAUGGCCCAACCCCUGGUCAUGAACGUGCUCCCAGUGGCGGCAACGGCUUCAAUCCUAUCUCCCGUGGUCCCGGUCUGCCUCCAGCAUCCGGUGCUCCCCCACCCCCCGGUCCUAACGGUGGUGUUCCCCCCAUUGUACCCGGUGCUCCUGGUGCUGCUGCUCCUCCUCCCCCUUACCACCGUCCCUUCACUCCCCCAACUGAAAUUCGUCCUCUUCGCGAUGAACGUCCUUCUUCGCCCGGAUCGGGAUAUCCCCACCAGGCCUUCCACACUGGCCCUCACCACCCCCCUGGUCCAGGCAUGCCUGCUCCGGGUGUGAAUGCCCCACCAGGCAUUGACGGCGGUGCUCCUCCUCCUGCUGCGGCGACUGCGGCUGCCGAAGUUGCCGCUCGCGAACGUGGCGAAGAUCGUCCCGCUUCUGCAAUGAAGCGUGGCCGCGAAUGGGAAGAGACUGGCCCGGUCAAGAAGUUAGCGAAUGAGGAGAGUCGUGCCCGCCUCGAUGAUCAAAAUAGUCGCCGCCCAAGCCCACCUUCUCACAUGCCAUCUCCUGGUCAGAUGCAACGCCGUAGUUCCUCGGAAGCUCGUCGUGAAGAUGCCCGUCGAGCCAAUGAAAACUAUCACCCCUCGGAAGCUGCCCAUCACCCUCCCACCCUUCCUUCUAUCCAGAACAUGCCGCCUCACGUUGCAGGUGGGCCCAGUCUCCCUCCCAUGGCCGAGAGUGCUGCCCCUGCCUCUAAUGGGCCCCCUUCUGCCCCUCCAUCAGCCAACACUCCGGUCAAGGAGGAGCCUCGCCGCCCGGAAGCCCCUUCGUCCCACGAGCCCCCGGCUCGCAAGAUGGACGUUGAUGAGGAUUAUGAUGACGAUGUGGACGAAGAUAAAAAGGCUGCUGUCGCAGCUAAGGGAAGUCCCAAUGGCAGCGCCUCUGGUGCCGCCAAUGGUAACGGCAUUGCCAGCAAUGGCCGUCCCGGUACUCCCUCGAAGACCGAGUCGUGA